AAAGAAUGACGACUGAUUUAUCAAUAUCGUUUUAUCACUAUCUUUGUCAAAAAAUCGGCACAGAAGAUAUUGUAAAGAUAAGAAGAUUGAGCUAUGCCAUAUGCGAUUAUGUUUCACGAUUCUCUGGCCGUGAUUCCCUUGCCCUAUUUUGGAGAUUUGUCACUCGGAUAUCUAGUGGUAGUAAAGCAGAAGGUUUAGACAUGAAGAAGAGUGAUCUAGAUAUGAUGCAUGUCUUGGAACUUUUAAACAUUGUUGAAGUUCCCUUGGACAGUUGUGAAUUGUUCUCGUUUCUUAUUACAACUGAAUACACAAAACCUGGAUUUGUUAGACUAAAAAGACUCAACGCAGGAUUACCAAUGUUACCAUUAGACAAAGAUUGGUGCAAGGAGAGAGAUGGUCACGUCUUUCUGUCCAGUGAACUUUUUAAGACCAUGCAAUUUUUAGGAAUAGAAAAAUAUACACAUGUCAUCCUUCAUGGCCCAUGCUUAACAACUGUCAAUGAAAGCCAUGAUCAUGCAAUAUGUCUCAGAUCGAAAGCAUGGAUAGCACAAUCACAGAAGUGGGUGUUUAGAAAUCGUAUUUGGCCUUCAUCUGAAAUGGUUUCACGGAUUGUUAGCUACGGUGUACUAUUUGUACCUAUAGGGAGUAGAGAUUCACUAAAUGAAGAUUUGGAAUGGAGAAUAUCAUUUUCUAUGGCCGAAAAACAUUUGAUCUAUUCAUUCACUCAUACCCAAUUACUAUCCUAUGCAUUGUUAAAAAUUCUCCUAAAAGACAUAAUUGAUUUAAAUGCAUUUUGUAAAGGACUGCUUUGUUCGUAUUUUAUAAAAACAUUGAUGUUCUGGGUUCUUGAAGAAGAAGGUUUAUUAACUAAACCAAAUGAUUUGAUAUGUUUUUUUCAUCUACUUAUAUGCAGGCUUCGUUAUUAUGUUCAAAUCAGCUUUCUUCCGCACUACUUUAUACCCGAAAACAAUUUAUUUGAAAACAGAUUUAACUCAGAACAACAGAAAGUACUGGUAGAUAUGUUGACAGACAUUCAACAAAAAGGAAUUUAUUGUUUUAUCAAUUCAAAGACUGUUUCAGAUUUCUUUGCAACAAACCUUAAAUCGUGGAAUUUGUUGACCGGUUUUGAUUUCAAUUUAAUAACUACUCCGUUAAGUAUUUUAGAAGAAUGGUGGUAUUAUGAUGUGCCUCCAAAUAUACUCGUCGUCUUAUUUAGAAGAUACAAAAUGGUAUCACAUAGAUACCUGUAUACAUUGUUUUGGUGCGCAAUAUGUCAGCAUAUAGGAUAUAAAAAUAUUGGCAUUCAGGAGCAAUCUAAUAAAGGCCAGUAUAAAAGAUACAAAACCUAUUUACCCUGGCUUGUAAUGGGGUUGCAGAAAGAUGCAAUAACUGGAUGGCUCUGUAUGGCAUCUUACCAUUUUUCCAUUGAUAGCUAUAAAACUUGUUUAAACUUAAUUGAUCAUAUUUUACAAAAAUAUGGUUUCAGAGCACCUUCUGAUAUUGAAACGCAUAUUGGGCCCAUCAACAGCCUGGAACUUGAGGCCGUUAAGAAUGGCAUUAUGAACCCACAUGACAUUUGCAGGCGACAUUUUGUAGACGUUCAUGGGUUUAAUGAUAGUAUUAAGGCUAGACCACUGAAACUGAAGCUAGAUAUCUUGGAUAAUUUGUGCAUUGUUACAUCACCACUUAUCUACACACAUUUUCUGCGUUUUAUGUGUUGCUAUCAUCUUCAUGACUCCUGUGGGGUUCAAUUCGCAUUACGUGAAAUACACCGAUUACGUGCAGGUCGCGAAAUCUCUGUUCACUAUUGCUUAGGACUAGCUUAUUAUACUUUAAAGGAAUAUUCCACUGCAUUAUCUUUCCUCAUUCCGUUUUCUGAGUAUUUGAAGUCUAAUCCUAAGGUUAUGUUUUCAGUGUAUGCCGAUAUUAAUAACACGUUAGACAGGGUUAUAACAAAAUUAAAAAAGUUAAUAUCUUAGACUUAAUUUUGUAACAUGUGGAAUGUCCGCCGAAACAGAAGAUUAUAACACUGUCGUAGAACAUUGUCUUAAAUUGAGAAACUCAAAAUAAGAGAUUGGAAGACAAAAGUUAACUGUUUGCAAGAUUAAACUGUUUGGUUUUGAGGACAUGAUUUGCCAUGAUGCAAUGAAUUUCACAAAAGGUUAUAAUGAUGAUAACACUUUACGUUUACAUUUAGAUUAUAAAAGUUUUAUUUGCUUUUAGUAAA
This is a messenger RNA of Mytilus trossulus (common blue mussel), 2227 nucleotides long. RefSeq lists its product as uncharacterized. NCBI's taxonomy places the organism in Eukaryota, Metazoa, Mollusca, Bivalvia, Mytilida, Mytilidae. Bases 6 to 1979 code for a protein of 657 amino acids. The transcript has a single exon. The record is from RefSeq and is a predicted model, not a curated record.